Molecule: messenger RNA, 2318 nt
Organism: Silurus meridionalis
Lineage: Eukaryota; Metazoa; Chordata; Actinopteri; Siluriformes; Siluridae
Gene: cdr2l
Product: cerebellar degeneration-related protein 2-like
Exons: 5
Coding region: 485-1873 (462 amino acids)
Source: RefSeq, a predicted model, not a curated record
CGGGAUGUCGGGAAAGAGGACUGGGAGGUGAUGUCGGAGAUUAGCACUGGAGUGGGAGGGACUGUUUUUUUUAUUUUUACAAAACUGUGUGCCAUCUGCAAUACACAGAGCCCUUGCAGAGAAAAAAAACCUGCAGCGAUCUGUGCACUUUAUUGAGCAGCAACUCGGACGGUUUGCUGAUGCAUUAUUUAUUUAAUCAUUAUUUUUUAUUUAUUAUUGCUGCAAAACAACAUGCAGCGGUGUGAACCCAUCAGUGUGAUGUCAGUGUGCUUAGCUGUCAGCUGAGGAUCAUUCCGCUGCUUUUCUCAUUUAUCUCUCCCUCUUUCUCCCGGACGCUCGUGCACAGCAGAUCUGCCACUUUUUGUUGUGACAUCACAAAAUUUGCACGGUAUCCGAGCAGAAACCUCAAGUCUGCUAUAUAGCAGUCACCUUCCUCCAGCUGCAGAAGAAGAAGAGCCAUCAUUUCUUGUAGGAGAAGUGCCUAAUGCUCCGUGCUAGCAGGAUGGAGGAGUUUGUGACCGAAGAAGACGAGCCAUGGUACGACCAGAGAGACCUGGAGCAGGAUCUUCACUUGGCAGCAGAGCUCGGGAAGACCCUUCUGGAACGCAAUAAGGAGCUGGAGGACUCGCUGCAGCAGAUGUACAUCACCAAUGAGGAGCAGGUGCAGGAGAUCGAGUACUUGUCCAAGCAAGUGGAGAUGCUACGGGAGAUGAACGAGCAGCAUGCAAAAGUCUACGAGCAGUUGGACGUGACGGCUCGAGAGCUUGAGAUCACUAAUGAGAAGCUGGUGUUGGAAAGCAAAGCUUCACAUCAGAAAAUAGACAGGUUGACGAGCACCAUGGAGAUGCUGCAGGGCCAGGUGGACACGCUGACUGCUCGUGUGGAGGAACUGCGCACACUCGAAGAGCUCAGGGUCCGCAGGGAGAAGAAAGAAAGGCGGAAAACUGUACACUCGUUCCCUUGCCUCAAGGAGCUCUGCACCGCCCCCAGGUAUGAGGAUGGAUUCAGGGUAUCUGACCCAGGUAGUGGUGACUUGCAGGAGCGGCCACUAGCAGAUGAAGAAAAUGAGCACCUGCGUGCACUGGUCGCAUCUCUUCGUGCAGCUGUGUCGGCUGAACGCGGCCGGCGGGAGAACGCGGAGCGUGAGUGCACCGCCGUGCUGCAGGAGUUUGAGCGCUUGGAGCAGCGACUUCUAGGUGCGGAAGGCUGCCAACAGCGUGUCCACGAGCUAGAGGCGGAGCUGCAGGAGUUGCAGCAGCUACGCAAAUCUCGUGCUUGCUUACUGGCUGCCGAGGACGGCCUGGAGCAGACGCUGCUCAACAGUGCCCCAGAAACGGAUACGGCGGAAGAUGUUGCAGGUGCAACCCAGGAGAGCUCUGGUGAACCUCCAGUGCGUAAGAGCUGUAGUGACACAGCACUGGAUGUCAUCUCCGCCGUAGAUGCCUCUGGAAGACGCAAGGGCAGCUACGCACUUCACGCCAACGGCGUGCGCAAGCGUGGCAUGUCCAUCUUACGCGAAGUGGACGAGCAAUACCAUGCGUUGCUCGAGAGGUAUGAGGAGCUGCUGGGCAAAUGCCGGCGCCACGAAGAGAGUCUGCGUCACGCCGAGGUGCAAACAUCGCGGCCCGUCUCCAGAGACCCGUCCAUGAAGGAGUGCCGUGUGGUAGAGGCUGUAGCGCAGCCAAGCACGACACCUCAAACACCCUCUACACCCGAGGCCAUGGAGGGCAUCAGCCGGCAGGUGGAAGCUGUGGACAAGCGUCUGAGCCAGAACACGCCAGAGUACAAGGCUCUAUUCAAAGAGAUCUUCUCGCGUCUGCAGAAGACCAAGACCGACAUCAACUCGACCAAAGGGAGGAAAAGUGGGAAAUAGCGCUUGGCCUUUUUGCUCACAGAAAUGCACGGUAGGAUCUAUUGUCCUACCUCAAUUAAGACCACAGUCUUAAUUGUUUAAUCGGGCAGCUUCAGUGAGCUGGCAUCCGAAAAAGGCUUCAUGCUAGUGCAGAGCUCAUGGGUAGAGUAGAAUAUUGGGGCUUGCCACGUUGGUGCGCCUCGGAUGAGGAUGAGCAUUGACAAAGCAAGACAUGUCUGAUGGAUCUUUCUUUGGUUGUCUGUGUUUUAAGGAAGAUUUAAGAUUGUUUCUCACUGUGGGUUUUCCUAGAAAUGUAACUGAAAUGCAGGGUCCCUGCAUUAAAAAAAAUAAUACAUAAAACAAAAAGGCACACCACUGCUUAAUCCUUCCUAUUUCCAUAACUCUAUGUAACAGCCUCUAUUCUGUAAUCAUCUCUUUCCAAUAUUAAAGACGCUUUGCCUAUAAA